This is a messenger RNA of Postia placenta MAD-698-R-SB12, 1895 nucleotides long. RefSeq lists its product as hypothetical. Bases 53 to 1639 code for a protein of 528 amino acids. The record is from RefSeq and is a predicted model, not a curated record. The transcript is spliced from 4 exons. NCBI's taxonomy places the organism in Eukaryota, Fungi, Basidiomycota, Agaricomycetes, Polyporales, Adustoporiaceae.
CUUCCGCAGCAGCACAGAACACGCACCGAAGACAGCCCGCUAUGAGCGCAAAAUGGGCGACACCGAGUUGUCGUACUUUCUACCGUCACGACAGUCUGGCGUGAAUGAUAUGUAUCUUCACCUGGGUUUUCGUGCCCCGGAACGUCUCGUACAGCGGUCACGCGUCCGCAUAGUUUGGGCCAUCUUGAGACUGCGCCAUCCGUUGAUGGGCGCUAAAGUUGAGAUGAACAACCAUGACGACGUGCGCUUCGUGUAUGAGGCGCCAUUUAGUGCCGAUGAUAGCCUAGUUGAUGCUGAUGCCAACCUCGAGUAUACAUCCGAGACGAAGGAUGAACUCAUUGAUCGAUACCUCAAUGGGGGACGUACACUUUCAAAUGACCGCCUGUCUUACCUCAUCGUCUCGCAACCGGCGCACGACACGCUGCCUACGCCACCACGUACACCUUCUCCUUCCAGGGACGCAUAUCAACAGAACUUUGAAUUGACAGUUGUCAAUCCUGACGAACGUCAACUCGAGUUGUUAAUUUGCGCCAUGCACUUCCUGGGCGACGGGAUGGCUCUGCAUCAAUUCGCGAAUGACUUCUUCGGAUUAUUGGGCAGUGGGCAGAGCGAUGCUGAGCUUCAGGAAGUCCUCGAAAGGGAGUGGGAGCAAAGAUGGAACAGCGACAACCAUGGGCUCGCUGAGAGAGGUAUUCUCCCGCCAUGCCUCGAGGAUCGCUUCCCCUCUACAGCAAAAAGAUCGACUCAUCUCCGUGACGCUGCCGCAGAGGUAGAUUUCCAGCUUGCGCAAGCCUCGCUUGUGGGAGGCCAAACAUUCCCGCGACGCAAGGAUCCAAUGCGGCAUACGGUUGUGCCAACAAUCUCCUUCCCCGAAGCACGCACAAAGGCGAUGUUGAAGAAAUGCAAGGAACGCGGAGUCAGCAUUAGCGCUGCGUUGUUUGCCGUCUGCAAUCUCGCAUGGGCCAGGGUCGGUGGUGGACGAGCAGAACUGCCUGCAAUGAUGUAUUCGGCGCUCAACAUGAGACCAUACUUGGCUAAGGCUGAAGCGGAUGCGAUAUGGGACUCGUACUGGUUCCUUGCUAUCGGGUAUUUCAACGUCAUCCUGCCAAACUUCGUCCCUGCAGGAGGCGACGAGAAGACAUUCUGGCAUCGGGCGCGGCAGGCGAAGUUGCAAAGUGCGAGAGCAGCGAAGAGCAAGUUGGUCGUUUCGCGCGCGAGACGUAUGGCCAGAGAGCGAGGCGAGCGUGCCCGCGUGUGGGCCAAGGAAGAUGACGAGAAGGAGAAGGGGACAUGGGUUCUCCCAAGCCCACCACCAUCUGCGUCUCCCGAUGCAUCGUCCGCACCGUCGAUCAAGAAUAUCUUGCCAAGACGAGACCCUGUGCCGUCGUCAGCCUUGAUCGGCCUCUCGCUCUUGGGCAACCUCGAUGGGAUCUACGCGCAUAGGAGCUUCCCUGAUAUCAAGUUGCAUACAUUGACGACGGGCUCCCGACAGCGACAAGGCGCGAUCCUACUGUUCGGCUAUACCUUUCAGCGACGGCUGUGGGUGAGCUUGGGUUAUGACCAGAAUGGAUUCGCGGAUGGAAUCAUAGAAAAGCUCUGGACGGCGAUCGAGGGAUGCGUCGAGGAGUUCCUUGGUUGAUGGACACGGAUUUUGUCGUGAAGAACUUAUUUGGACCAAACAUAGGGCUAUUUUCUCUGGACUCGCUCGCGUUAUGAACGAUGUAGUGUUUUCCCGCUACCAGCUCAUUGUAGUCAGUUUGACGGACGAUCUAUCAAACACAUACCUUUGUACAACAGUGAGAGCUACUUCUGAGCGUCAGAUGUCAUGCAAUGCAGUCUAUAUGUAAAUGCCAAAGGUAGUACUUGAAAACAUGAAUGCGUCGACUGAAGAAGUG